This is a messenger RNA of Ilex paraguariensis (yerba mate), 1170 nucleotides long. The record is from the annotation of a GenBank genome assembly. Lineage: Eukaryota; Viridiplantae; Streptophyta; Magnoliopsida; Aquifoliales; Aquifoliaceae.
AUGUACCCCCUAGUCUAUGCAGCACAAGUAGUAAACCCUGACGUGCCAAAAAAUGCUGCAGGGCAAUGCCUACCAGGGUCUCUCUCACCAGAGAAAACAAAGGGAAAGAUUGUGAUGUGCUUGAGAGGACAAGGAACAAGAAUUGGAAAAGGAGAAGAGGUGAAAAGGGCUGGAGGUUCUGGCUUUAUCUUAGGAAACAACCCGGCAAAUGGAGCCGAGAUACAGGAUGAUACUCAUGUUCUUCCUGCAACUGAUGUAAAUUCAGACAAUGCAAUCAAAAUCCUUGAAUACAUCAAUUCUGCCAAGAAUCCGAUGGGUUAUAUCACCCCGGCAAGAACAAAAAUACAUUACAAGCCAACUCCAUUCAUGGCUUCCUUCUCCAGUCGUGGUCCAAGCACUAUUUCACCUGGCAUCCUCAAGCCCGAUAUCACGGCGCCAGGGCUGAAUAUAUUGGCAGCAUGGAGUGAGGCAUCAUCCCCUACAAAGAAGGCAAGUGAUCACAGAGUAGUGCAGUAUAACCUUGACUCAGGGACUUCUAUGUCAUGCCCUCAUGUGGCUGCUGCAGCUGCACUUAUCAAGUCUAUACAUCCCCACUGGAGCAGUGCUGCUAUAAGAUCUGCUCUUAUGACCUCAGCUACAAUGACCAACAACAAGGGUAGGCUAAUAACCGAUGCAUUGGGGAAUCCGGCAGAUCCCUUCCAAUUCGGCUCGGGUCAUUUCCGGCCAACAAUGGCAGCUGAUCCUGGACUAGUCUACGACGCCUCGUAUACUGACUACCUUCUCUUCCUUUGUGGUAGCAGACUCGAUACCAUGGACCCUUCCUUUAAAUGUCCUAAAAAUCCACCUUCACCUAACAAUCUCAACUAUCCAUCCCUUUCCAUUCCCAAGCUCAAUGGCAUUGUGACGGUGGAGAGAACGGUCACAAAUGUCGGUGGGCCUAAGAGCGUGUACUUUGCUAGCGUUAAACCGCCAUUGGGAUUCUCUGUCAAGGUCUCUCCACCUAUACUAGUCUUUAACAAAGUUGGAGAGAAGAAGAAAUUCACCAUUACUGUGGAAGCAACUAGUGAAUCGGCUAGCACGAUGGGCAAAGACGAAUAUGCAUUCGGAUGGUACACUUGGACCGAUGGAAUCCAUCAUGUCCGAAGUCCCAUGGCAGUAUCGUUGGCGUAG